AUGAAGCCAAGCAAUUGUAUAUCAAAAGAUCCAGGUUAUAGAGAACAGGCUUUCUUAAGGCUUGUGGUGGUUUUAUUCAUUGCUGGUGCUGCUGUUGCUUCUCGUCUGUUUGCUGUCAUUCGCCAUGAGUCUAUCAUUCAUGAGUUUGAUCCUUGGUUUAACUACCGUGCAACUAAGAUAUUAACCGAACAAGGUUUUUAUGCUUUUUGGAAUUGGUUCGAUCACACAGCAUGGUACCCACUUGGUCGUGUGGUGGGUGGUACCAUCUAUCCGGGUCUGAUGGUCACUAGUGGUUUAAUCUGGAAUGCUUUCCGACUUUUCAAUAUCCCUGUUGACAUUCGUAAUGUUUGUGUACUCCUCGCUCCUGGAUUUUCAGGUUUGACUGCCUAUGCUGCCUACCUCUUCGCAAGAGAACUGGGCCAAAAAACUACCUCCAAAGGCGAGGGUACAGGUUUAUGGGCAGCACUCUUUAUUGGAAUUGCACCUGGUUAUAUCUCUCGAUCGGUUGCUGGUUCAUACGAUAACGAAGCGAUUGCCAUCUUCAUCUUGAUGUUUACCUUUUAUUUAUGGAUCAAAGCUCUUAAGCAAGGAUCAGCUCUUUACGGUUCGAUGACAGCUUUGUUUUACUUUUACAUGGUGGCUGCAUGGGGUGGUUACGCCUUUAUUACCAACAUGCUCCCACUUCAUGCUUUAGUCUUGGUCCUCAUGGGUAGAUUCACCAAUAAGCUUUACAUUGCGUAUUCUAGCUUUUAUGCCAUCGGGACCCUGGCCAGUAUGCAGGUGCCGUUUGUUGGAUUUCAACCUAUUCGUACAUCAGAACACAUGGCUGCACUCGGUGUCUUUGGUCUUUUACAACUCGUGGCCUUUGUACAAUUAAUCAGAACUCAUGUCUCAAGUAAACAAUUCCAACUUUUGCUUCAAAUCGGGUUGGGGACGAUUGGAGUCUUAGGAGUAGCGGUCAUUGUCAUCUUAACCAAGCAAGGUUGGAUCGCACCUUGGACCGGUCGAUUCUACUCUCUCUUCGAUACUGGUUACGCCAAGAUUCAUAUCCCGAUCAUCGCCUCUGUAUCAGAACAUCAACCGACAGCCUGGACGAGCUUUUUCUUUGAUUUACAAAUGCUUAUUUACCUCUUUCCAGCUGGUGUAUACUUAUGCUUCAGAGAGCUACGUGAUGAGCAUGUUUUUGUGAUCAUUUAUUCAGUUCUAGCUAGUUAUUUUGCUGGUGUCAUGGUUCGAUUGAUGUUAACUCUCACCCCGGUUGUCUGUAUCAGUGCUGCUAUGAUUGUUUCAUCAGUCUUUGACCUUUAUCUCGAUCCUGCUCAACCUGAAAGUGUCGAAUUUGGUGCUGCAUCCUAUACGACUUCGAUGGAUACACUUUCAAGUACCGGAUCUGAACAAGAAGAAAAAAGCACACGUAGCUUCUCAAUCGAUUUCAUCAGUCUCAUCAGUCACUUCAACUGCAUCCACUCGGACCCAAAAAUCGACUCGAUCAGCUAUUUGAUCUUUGUACUGCAUUGUACUUGGGUCACUUCUACUGCUUACUCAUCACCUUCAGUCGUCUUAGCCUCAAGAAAUCGUGAUGGAAGUACGAACAUCAUUGAUGAUUUCAGAGAAGCCUAUUAUUGGUUAAGGAUGAAUACCGAAAAGGAAGCUAAAGUGAUGAGUUGGUGGGAUUAUGGAUACCAAAUCGCUGGUAUGGCUGAUCGUACUACAUUAGUUGAUAACAAUACCUGGAAUAAUACUCAUAUUGCAACCGUCGGUAAAGCGAUGUCCUCAAGAGAAGAAGUUUCAUAUCCGAUCUUGAGAAAACAUGACGUAGAUUACGUCUUGGUCAUCUUUGGGGGUCUUUUAGGAUUCUCAGGAGAUGAUAUCAACAAGUUCUUAUGGAUGGUAAGAAUUGCAGAAGGAGUUUGGCCAGACGAAGUCAAAGAAGGGAACUUUUUCUCUCAAAGAGGUGAAUAUAAAGUAGAUGAUGAAGCUUCACCUACGAUGAGAGAAAGUUUGAUGUACAAGAUGAGUUAUUAUCGAUUCCAUGAAUUAUUUGGAGGUCAAAGAGCACAAGAUAGAGUAAGAGGACAAACUUUACCCGAAGCAGGACCGACAUUGGAUACAUUAGAAGAAGCCUUUACAUCUGAGAAUUGGAUUGUAAGGAUUUACAAAGUUAAAGAUGAAGAUCUUUUGAAUCGAAAUCAUAAAGAUGCUAAUGCGUUUACGUCCGGAAAACGAAAGAAAGCUGGAACUAGUAGAAAAAGAAAGAAUAGACGUAAAGCUGCUGCAUAAGGAUUUAUUAAAAAAAAGGUCUUGAGAUAUUGAUCUAUAAGGGAGUUGAUUCUUAGUUUUGUUGUCUCUCUCCUUGUUUGGUUUAUCUCAUUCUUUCUCUCUCCGUAUUCUCUAUACUGGAGCUUGGAGUCUUUUGUGUCUGCGUGUCUCUGAAGUUUUUUUUUGCAAGAAAAGGCAAGUUGAAUGUGUAUAUAUACAUAUAAAAAAGACACUCUUUUACUUUGG
Messenger RNA from Melampsora larici-populina 98AG31, 2505 nucleotides. RefSeq names its product family 66 glycosyltransferase. Gene Ontology annotation, molecular function: dolichyl-diphosphooligosaccharide-protein glycotransferase activity. The transcript has 9 exons. Gene Ontology annotation, biological process: post-translational protein modification. The record is from RefSeq and is a predicted model, not a curated record. Gene Ontology annotation, cellular component: membrane. The coding region runs from base 1 to 2280 and encodes 759 amino acids. NCBI's taxonomy places the organism in Eukaryota, Fungi, Basidiomycota, Pucciniomycetes, Pucciniales, Melampsoraceae.